Homo sapiens (human) is the source of this 4336-nucleotide messenger RNA. It is a transcript of the gene VIT, whose product is annotated as vitrin. The record is from RefSeq and is marked reviewed. Gene Ontology annotation, biological process: spinal cord development. Bases 286 to 897 code for a protein of 203 amino acids. Gene Ontology annotation, cellular component: extracellular matrix; interstitial matrix. Lineage: Eukaryota; Metazoa; Chordata; Mammalia; Primates; Hominidae. The transcript is spliced from 6 exons. Gene Ontology annotation, molecular function: glycosaminoglycan binding.
AGUGUGAGAAGCAGUAUGUGUGAGCAUGUGUGUGUGUGUAUGUGUGUGGGGGGGGGUGUAAAAUGUGUUUUUCAAAGUACUGAGAGGUUGAUGGGACUGUUCGAUUAGCUCCUCUGAGAAGAAGAGAAAAGGUUCUUGGACCUCUCCCUGUUUCUUCCUUAGAAUAAUUUGGAUGGGAUUUGUGAUGCAGGAAAGCCUAAGGGAAAAAGAAUAUUCAUUCUGUGUGGUGAAAAUUUUUUGAAAAAAAAAUUGCCUUCUUCAAACAAGGGUGUCAUUCUGAUAUUUAUGAGGACUGUUGUUCUCACUAUGAAGGCAUCUGUUAUUGAAAUGUUCCUUGUUUUGCUGGUGACUGGAGUACAUUCAAACAAAGAAACGGCAAAGAAGAUUAAAAGGCCCAAGUUCACUGUGCCUCAGAUCAACUGCGAUGUCAAAGCCGGAAAGAUCAUCGAUCCUGAGUUCAUUGUGAAAUGUCCAGCAGGAUGCCAAGACCCCAAAUACCAUGUUUAUGGCACUGACGUGUAUGCAUCCUACUCCAGUGUGUGUGGCGCUGCCGUACACAGUGGUGUGCUUGAUAAUUCAGGAGGGAAAAUACUUGUUCGGAAGGUUGCUGGACAGUCUGGUUACAAAGGGAGUUAUUCCAACGGUGUCCAAUCGUUAUCCCUACCACGAUGGAGAGAAUCCUUUAUCGUCUUAGAAAGUAAACCCAAAAAGGGUGUAACCUACCCAUCAGCUCUUACAUACUCAUCAUCGAAAAGUCCAGCUGCCCAAGCAGGCAAGUGCUCACGUGUGAUUGAAUCUAAACCUUCUGAGUCCAUGAACACGCGACGUGUUUUGGGAGAUAGCGGAGAAAUUAACAUCUUAACCGGUCAAGCUCCACUGGCUCUGGCAAUAUUUUAACAGAUGCCAGGAACAUGGGCACAGAAAUCAAUGAGAUCAGAUGGCUGGGGCUGAAGAAUGAAAGCUUUAUUUUUUGUUUUUGCAAUUCCGAGAUUGUGUCUCUAUAUUUGUGUCAUUUUCAUUCAGAUUGACUGUUGCCUUGAGUUUUAAUGUAUUGUUGCUUUAGAAAAUGACAUGACAUUCUGUCCGGAAAUGUUUCCUGGCAGCUAAAAGGAAAAAGCUGUAUCUACUUAGAUAUGAAAUGAAGAGAAGCAAAGAGAACGAGGUGGUUUAUGUGAUAACAGCAAGCUGCUCAUCCAAAUAACCCAGGCCAAAAAUACACUGUCUACAAGGUUGUGCCAACUCAGCUUUCAUGUGAACCACAAAAGGGAGUAUCGGUAGACCUCAGGCCAAGAAAAUACCUUUUUCCAGGUUUCUGUGUUAAAUCAAGAACUGUACUAUGCAUUAUUGUAUCUCCAGAGGUGUUUUGAUUUCCCACACAAAGAGAAACUGUGAGUCGCUUUAUAACGGGAUUUUGCAUUGCUUCCAGAAACUUGAUAGGCUAGCUAAUACAUUAUGAGCCUGAUAGUUCAGGUUCUGUUCAUGUACUUAAGGUGAACACGGUUUAAGAAUAGCAGUAGAACUUAGCAUUUAUUGAGCAUUUGCUGUAUGCCAGGCAUCAUUCCAAGAAUUUUACCUGAUCAUUGUGUUUAAUCACCGUAGACCACCAUCGGCCUAUACUAUUACUCUGGCUGAGGAAAAUGAAGCACAGAGAAGUUAAGUAAAUUAACUUCCAUCAAACAGAAACCCCUCUCUAAACCACCAUUCUAUAUUUUCUUUCUCUUUUUUUUUUUUCUUUUUUUGAGACGGAGUUUCACUCUGUUGCCAGGCUGGAGUGCAGUGGUGCGAUCUCAGCUCCCUACAACCUCUGCCUCCCAGGUUCAAGCGAUUCUCCUGCCUCAGCCUCCCGAGUAGCUGUGACUACAGGCACCUGCCACCACGCCCGGCUAAUAGUUGUAUUUUUAGUAGAGACGGGGUUUCACCAUGUUGGCCAGGAUGGUCUCGAUCUCUUGACCUCAUGAUCCUCCCGCCUCGGCCUUCCAAAAUGCUAGGAUUACAGGCAUGAGCCACUGUUCCUGGCCCAUUCUAGAUUUUCUUAUGCUAAUAGUACGUAUAUAGAUCGCUGAUUUCCUGAUUUGAGGAGCCUUAGCAUACAAAUAAGGAAUUUUUUUUGUCUUUUCUCUUAAUUACUGCUCCACCUCUAUCUUUAAUUACUUUUUAAUGGAUCCAGUGGUCUAGUCCUGUUUGUUUAGUUUCAAGGAUAGAGCUGUUCCCCACCUCCACCCGUGAACUGGCAGUGGGUCUGGUGCCUCGUGGGCCAUUUCUGAGAUAUCGCUUGUCCUCUUUUGACCUGGGCACAGAGACGAAGAAUGGGUGACAGGUCUCCUUAAGUGGCUGGCAUCUCUGUUGUUUCAUCUGGCCCUGUGGCUCUGCAGAGCCAGAGGAAAGACUGAUUCCUGGGUAGGUGAUGUGUGUAGAUAUCGAAGGCAAGGAGACAGUGUUUAGUUUCAUCCUGGCACCCUCUUGUUGGGCCAGAAAUCUGUGCCCCUCACUCCUUUCUCCAAGGUAGAUACGGAUGCCUGGUUCCAGCAGCCCCCUGGGGCAGCCCCUUCCCACAGAGCCAUGGGAACAGCCAGGCUUCUCUUUGGCACCCUCAGGUCUGAGAACUGGGAUGGGGUGAGGUCACCUCCCUCCUCGCAUUUUGCUGCAUGAGCCCUGCUGGCAUGAGCCACUCCAGCUGCACCCCUCCCCCUCUCAGAGAUCCCUAGGGCAGAAACAGUCCCCAGGUUCACAUAAAGCCCCCAACUUCAGGGACCACAUGUCAAGCACCCCCUAUUUUUACCAUGAGUGGAAGAGCACUUCUAGACUCCCAGAAUACACCCCCAAAACUCUGCGAGCUCUGUUGCUGUAUUGCACACGUGUGAUGGAUCUGCAGAAAGAUUGGUUGGAAAUAAGAUGCCCACCUGCCCUCCUGGCAGGUCCCCACAAUCUUGACGAAUGACUCUCUUAAAGCACCUUCAUUUGGCUUGGGUACGACAAAGUGUGAAGGAAGGGAGAAAAUAUCUUCUGACUGUGAACUCAGCACCCUCUAAAAGGUGGCUUCUGACCCCUCCUGUUUUUCGGGUCCUUUCCUUCUGUCCACUGGCCUGGGAUGGGGGUGUCGGGGGUGUUGUGCAGGUUCUACUGGAAUGGCCUCACCCGUGGGAAGUUCAGUGGCAUCUCUCCUGUUUUGGAAAGGGGUACUUGUGGCCGGGCGCAGUGGCUCACACCUGUAAUCCCAGCACUUUGGGAGGCCGAGGCAGGCGGAUCGCGAGGUCAGGAGAUGGAGACCAUCCUGGCUAACAUGGUGAAACUCCGUCUCUACUAAAAAUACGAAAAAUUAGCUGGGCGUGGUGACACGUGCCUGUAGUCCCAGCUACUCGGGAGGCUGAGGCAGGAGAAUCACUUGAACCCGGGAGGUGGAGGUUGCAGUGAGCCAAGAUCACGGCACUGCACUCCAGCCUGGGUGACAGAACGAGACUCCAUCUAAAAAAAAAAGAAAAAAGAAAGGAGUACUUGUGCCCUUCUGGCUUCAGCUUUGGGCCGUAUCUGGACAGCAGGAAGGGCCACAUAACCUUCUGUGACUGUAGUCGUCUGUCCAGUACUUUCUCUGUGCCACACACCUGCACUACAGUAACCCCGAGGUAGAGUGCCAGUAUCUUCCCUUUUCAGAUAAGGAAGCUGACCUUGAGAGAGGUUUAGUAACUCACCCAAGGCCAUAGUUCUAAGCAGCCCAAAAAGUAUGCAAACUCGGUAUCACCUUAAAGCAGGGAAAGUUGCAGGGAAAAGAGUGUAGGGCAGAGAAACUAUAGCCAAAUGAUAACUCGGAUAAUAAAAGUCUACUUGGUUUGUACGUUCUCCGCAGCAGAGACAAUUUCUAAAACUAUCUAUUUACCCCAAGCACCAUUCACCCCCAGCAAGCACUUGUUCCAGAUGCCUGAGUCAUUGACAUCCACAAGGAGUGUGGAUAGCCAAGGGUGCUUUUCGUGAAAUUUAUAAACUAGCAAGAGCCAAGCAUUGCUGAUGUCACUUGCCCCUUUACCAAACCGUUUAAACUUUUGAUGACAGUAUCACUAGGCAUUACUAUCAUCUCCUUGUUACUAGAUGAUCUAUGAUGGUCAGAGUCGGAAAAAUUAUUUACUCCUUCAUUUUAUUCAUUCAUUCAAUGUUUACAUUGAGUGAGCAUCUCCUACGUGCAAGACCCUGAGCUAAACUACCAGCAUUCCAACAUAAAAGGGAUUCUUGGGGAUAGAAGAGCCUCUCUCUGUAAAGUCUUAGUCCCCAAGUCCUAAGUCCUUAGUCUUACUUAGGAGUAAGUUUUCACGAAUUCAAAUAAAAAAUUUCAAUGAGUACAAUUAAA